AUGAAACUUAUUUUGGCUGUUUUGUUCAAGGAAAGGCAAGCGAAGGACAACACAGAACACGAACUUGCCGUUGCUUUGGCCCGCCAUAGUCACCACUUAGCGCAAAUGCUUCGACUCAAGCAGGAGGAGCUUGAACACCAUUUCGACUUUCGUCUUCGCGAGGCCCUUGCCGAACAGAAGGCGGCUAUCGAGGGCGACAUCCUUCGUUGGAUUCGCCGCAUGGAGGCUAUCGAGCACGUCGUCGAUGGUCGCGCAGACAUAGAUCGCGUCGCUAAGCAGACUCAGGCUCUCUGGCUCGCCGUGGAGGCUCUUGCCUUCGCUCUAGAAAUGCCCUUUUCAAAAAUUGGCGCCUCAGGUCUCCCGGAGCGCCAGUUCAGUGACAUCAAACCGUUUUAUGUCAGUGAACCCCUCGGCCGUUUUGUAGACGCCGUCAAGGAGACUGCUGGAGAAAGACAUGAGUUCGCAAGUGUGGUUGCUGAAGGCAUUCCGAGAGAAGCACUUACCGACGGGGUGUGGACACGUCAGGGUCUUCUCCAACGAUUCAACAAGGCAAGCAUCUUUUCUGAACCUCCGGUCUACAAAACGUCUUGCAAUGUGGCAUUGGUGAGUGAAACUGGAGGCUCACUCUGGAACUACGCCAUCUCCUGGCUCCAAGCAAAGCUCCUCUUUGAUAGUCUUGGUCGUCGCCGAAUCAUCUCCCGCCUUCCCGGUCUCGGUUCGACACUCCUCACUCCGGAAAGCGAAAUCCUUGAGGACGGUCAGGCGCUGGACACUUUUUGCCUCCUGACGAGUGCUCGGGCGGCACUCAUGCCUGAGGUAGACGCACCUGUGCAUGUAGACCCCACAAACUGCUCGGACAUCGAAUUUGCCGUGCGUCUUCUCUCCCAGCUGAAGGGUCAACCCGCAGCUGUCGCCGCCGACUGGAUUCGUGACGCUCGACGCUUCCUCGAGGUCCAUCAGGCUGUCCAAGCACUCCUUGCUUAUGCCACAGCGCAAAAUUUUUCUGUUUUCGAUGAGAGGCUUUGA
Mesocestoides corti is the source of this 1026-nucleotide messenger RNA. The record is from the annotation of a GenBank genome assembly. NCBI's taxonomy places the organism in Eukaryota, Metazoa, Platyhelminthes, Cestoda, Cyclophyllidea, Mesocestoididae.